GGCCGCGAAGGGGGUGGACAUAUAAGAUAAUCUUUCGCGCCGACUGCAGAAAAUAUUCCCCAUCCAACAUCUCGCACACUCCACUCCUACAACGAUCCCAAUACUCCUCCUCGAUACUUACAUACACCUCCAUCAAGAUGCAAUUCUCACUCUACUCCCUCGCCGCCAUCUUCUUUGCGGUCAAUGCAAUUGCCGCGCCGCUCGCCGACCACGCUGAAUCAAUGCAGCCAGCCGUCGACAAGCGACAAGCAACGGACCGUGUCCGGGUAGUCUGCGAUUUGGGCCAUAACUCGAGGGGGGAGAACCUGCCGGCGACCCAGCGUUACAAAAAGUACUGCGAGGACCGGGGCGGAAGACUGCGCCAGGAGUGCUUCCACGACGGCGUAAACAUCGAGCGCGAUCUGAUGCCCGAGUUCAAUAGAUUCCCUGAGCUCCACGUCGAAGACUGCCGGAGACAUGGCGGCGAGUUGCGCGACGUCGCGCUCAGUGGCCCGGCUGUUGCGAAAAGGUAGGUGGACGAGGCGGAAGGAAAGGUGGAAGAAGGGAAGGGCUGGGCGGAGGAGAAGAUUAAUGUAUGAAUGGUCGAGAGCUGAAUAGCUGGGGAAUGUUUCUUUCCGAAGUGGUCGUACAUAUUUCACUUUGUUCAAUACCUACUUACUUUGUAAUUGUUUGCGGAAAUGGAUUUGGAUGGC
Messenger RNA from Tricharina praecox, 692 nucleotides. RefSeq lists its product as uncharacterized. The transcript is spliced from 2 exons. The coding region runs from base 138 to 512 and encodes 124 amino acids. The record is from RefSeq and is a predicted model, not a curated record. NCBI's taxonomy places the organism in Eukaryota, Fungi, Ascomycota, Pezizomycetes, Pezizales, Pyronemataceae.